Lotus japonicus is the source of this 1703-nucleotide messenger RNA. RefSeq names its product protein DETOXIFICATION 40-like. Gene Ontology annotation, biological process: xenobiotic detoxification by transmembrane export across the plasma membrane. Gene Ontology annotation, molecular function: xenobiotic transmembrane transporter activity; antiporter activity. Gene Ontology annotation, cellular component: membrane. The transcript has 7 exons. Bases 54 to 1577 code for a protein of 507 amino acids. NCBI's taxonomy places the organism in Eukaryota, Viridiplantae, Streptophyta, Magnoliopsida, Fabales, Fabaceae. The record is from RefSeq and is a predicted model, not a curated record.
CCACUUCAACAAAGGCACCUCACACCAUAGCAUCAUUCAACAUAUUCCUCAUCAUGAGUUCAGAAAACAAGAAUGAUGCAGGUGAUGAAGUACUUCCCCUGUUACCACACUCCUCCUCAACCUCUAAGCAUGCCUCCGACGGCGAGCUUGAGAGAAUUCUCUCCGACACCGCCGUGCCCCUCCUCACCCGCCUUGGCGCCGCCACCUGGAUCGAGCUCAGGCUCCUCUUCCACUUGGCCGCCCCUGCUGUCCUAGUCUAUUGCAUCAACUAUGUCAUGUCCAUGUCCACCCAAAUCUUCUCCGGCCACCUUGGUAACCUUGAACUCGCCGCCGCGUCGCUCGGUAACACCGGCAUCCAAGUCUUCGCUUAUGGCCUCAUGUUGGGUAUGGGAAGUGCUGUGGAGACGCUAUGUGGACAAGCAUUUGGUGCUCACAAGUUUGAAAUGCUUGGAAUUUACUUGCAGAGAUCAACCAUCCUUCUCUUUCUUGCUGGAUUGGUUUUGACGUUGAUAUACGUUUUUAGCGAACCCAUUCUACUUUUUCUCGGAGAGUCCCCACAAAUUGCAUCCGCGGCCGCGCUUUUUGUGUGGGGCCUCAUCCCUCAAAUCUUUGCGUACGCUGUGAAUUUUCCCAUCCAGAAGUUCCUUCAGGCGCAGAGCAUAGUCGCGCCUAGCGCGUACAUUUCAGUUGUCACGUUGGUGUUGCACCUCUUGCUGAGCUGGGUGGUGGUUUACGAGAUUGGACUGGGCUUGUUGGGCGCGUCGCUUGUUUUGAGUUUAUCAUGGUGGAUUAUCGUGAUUGCGCAGUUCGUGUACAUAUUGAAGAGCGAGAGGUGCAAGCGCACAUGGCAAGGGUUCUCGUGGCAGGCAUUUUCAGGGUUGCCAGAGUUUUUCAAACUAUCGGCAGCGUCUGCUGUGAUGUUGUGCCUAGAGACAUGGUACUUCCAGAUUUUGGUUUUGUUGGCGGGACUGCUUCCUCAUCCAGAGUUGGCUCUUGAUUCCCUUUCCAUUUGUACCACAAUUAGUGGGUGGGUGUUCAUGAUCUCUGUUGGAUUCAAUGCAGCUGCAAGCGUGAGAGUGAGCAACGAACUAGGAGCAAGAAAUCCAAAAUCAGCCUCAUUUUCGGUGGUGGUGGUGACAUUAAUUUCGUUCAUAAUAUCAGUUAUUGCAUCACUGGUGGUGCUUGCAUUACGAGAUAUCAUUAGUUAUGCCUUCACAGGGGGUGAAGAGGUUGCUGCUGCAGUCUCAGAUCUUUGCCCACUGCUAGCACUUUCUAUUCUCCUCAAUGGCAUUCAGCCUGUCUUGUCAGGCGUGGCUGUUGGAUGUGGAUGGCAAGCUUUCGUGGCAUAUGUAAACGUGGGUUGUUACUACGGUGUUGGUAUUCCAUUGGGCUCUGUUCUGGGCUUUUAUUUCAAAUUUGGAGCCAAGGGUAUAUGGUUGGGAAUGCUUGGUGGCACAACCAUGCAAACAAUUAUUCUAAUGUGGGUCACAUUUCGAACGGAUUGGAACAAGGAGGUAGAGGAAGCAGCCAAGAGAUUGAACAAAUGGGAGGAAAAAACGGAGCCACUUCUAAACUGAAGAAUUUAGGAACUUAUUUUAUAUAGAAGAUAAAUAUAAAGUUCCUAAAUAUAUGUUCCUUCCCUUGUAUCAAAAAAGAUGAGGAUCAUGUUGAUUAAUAUUGAUAUUGUUCAAUUUUUAAAAGAA